Messenger RNA from Cetraspora pellucida, 2475 nucleotides. NCBI's taxonomy places the organism in Eukaryota, Fungi, Glomeromycota, Glomeromycetes, Diversisporales, Gigasporaceae. The record is from the annotation of a GenBank genome assembly.
AUGCCACCUUUACCUAUAAACCUUGUCGCGGUUCCAAUCGCCUUCAUAAAUGCUGUGUUAAAAGAUGAAGACGAAAGUAAUGAUCGUACCACAAAUUCUAGCAAAACUCAGCAAAAUAAGCUGUUGAUCUCCCCCGCCGAGAAGGAGGUUAUUUUCGCGUGCAUUCAAAGGAUUGAUGACAAAAUUCGGGAUAUUAAGACUGAAGUAUACAGAAUAAUCCUUAAUCGACAAGAUACCUUCACUAAGCUUUAUGACGAAUCUAUUUCCUUGCGCGAUAAAAUCGAUACUGUUUUCACAGAAACCGAUAACGUAUCACGGGAUAUCAAUGAUUCAGAGGUUGGGAUGAAACCUAAACUCAUCACGGCAUUACAAGAGAAUCGUGUAAUAAUGCAGGAAGUUUAUAAUACUAGAUAUGUGGUUGAAACUUUAGAAUACUUAAUUGAGGUACAAAACUCUGCUAAACGCUUUCAAGAGUAUCUAAUUCAAGGUCGAAUAGAAGAAGCAGCCGCUUCAAUUACAUAUAUGGAUAGAUUGUUGGUGUCUCCACCUAUACAAACGGAUCAAAAGAUCCAUGUUUUUGAAAAAUUAAAGGAGCAAAUGGCAACCAUGAAAGAAACGUUAGAUCAAAAUCUUGAUGAUCUUUUAACUGAGUCAAUUUCUUUUCAAAAACUUGGUGAAGAUGAUACCGGUGGAGUUAGCCUUACAAUCUUGUCUUCCGUACAAAAUUCAGAUUCACCAACUCUCUUGACUUCUGUCUUCACUUCCCUCUCGGAAAUUGGCUCUAUUAACAUGCAAUUAUCAAAGCUGAAAAAAAAUGUAAUGAAAUACCUUAUUAUUCCAUUAUUGAAAAAUCGUGAAUCAUUUAGAGCGUCGGUCAAGGUUGAUGACGAUGUCAAGUCUACGUUGUAUAUUGGUCCAAAUUUGGAUGAUCCAAAUAUAGUUGAAGAUCAAGAUGGAGUGUUUACACCUCUGAUUGUCGUCUUUCGAUUCAUAUAUACGUUUAUAUUUGGAGGUCUUGAUCCUGUAAAGAAGGAGACUGUGAUAUCUCCAUUUGCCUCUCAAUAUUCUUCCACAUUUGGAAAGUUUAUUUCUCAUGAUCUCCGUGACGUUGUGAUCAAUGAGUAUUUAACGCGUGCAAUUCCAAUGGAAACCAGUGAAUUCAAACAUUUUGAACAAGUUGCAGAUGCUGUGAACCGAUUUCAAACAGAAAUGCGUAGAAUGGGCUUCAUGAGAUCAACUAGUGGAGAAGAAGAUGAAGAAAGAACUUUAGGUGCAUACGUAGCAAAAGUCGAUGUUCAUUUUACAAUUAAAAAGCGAGACAGGCUAUUGGAAUUUGGACGAAAUAUCAUGUUAGAUAGUAUAUUUGAUAGCUUAAUAAUUACUGAGGAUGCUAAUGAUACUAAUGAAAGCAAUGACAAAAAGAUCAAUGAUAAUUCAGUUGAAAAUAAUUCAAUAAAAAACAAUUCGGAAGUAAUUCAACAAAAUCAUGAUGAAAUUAUUAAUUCCAUACAAGAUGAUAAUCCUAAUGAAGGAUGGGAGUUAACCAGGGAAACCAAUUCCCAUGAUUCAGAGAUGAUAUAUGAACCAGAAAGAUACUCUAUUUCAGUCAAAUCUAAAUCACUAAUAGACCUGACAAUAAAUACUUUGAACGAAGCACGAAACUUAAAUGCAAAGAGUGGAAUGCGCUUGUAUCAAGCAACACUUGAUCUCUUUGAUCUGUAUCGAGCUGUUAUACCGGUGUAUCAUUUGAACAAUUUUACCAAUUUACCCAACUUGGCUAUGUUGUUUCGUAACGAUUGCAUUUGGCUAGCGGAUCAACUCAUAAUUAUUCAAGAUCAAUUUAUAAAUAGCUUAUUGCCACAAGAACACGAUGAGUCAGGGGAUGUUGGAUCUAAAAUAUUAUAUAAUGACAUGGCAAAAAAAUUGCGCGAUUUAGGAGAUGAAUGGUAUAACAUUCAACUGGAAAAACAAAAAUCUGUUCUUAAAGAAAUUUUGGAUGAAAUGGAUGGAGUGCAAUUAACAGCAAAUGAAGAACGAUUUGAAAUUUGUCAACAAGCGAUGAACAAAGUGGAUGUGUUACGACCUUCAGAAUAUUACAUUAUAUUAGGCACUUUGAUAAAUUCAGUAUUAACUAUUAUGAUCGAGAAUCUAGAGGAUCUAUACGAUAUUUCUGAAGAAGAAUCACAUCAAUUAUAUUCAAUAUAUUCAAUGCUUUUUCCGUUGGAAGAAAUAUUUAGCAAGAAUGGGUUAAAUAAAAUCGAGAAUCAUGUUAAAAGCUGGAAGAAAUUCCAUUAUAUAACCGAUAUACUUAAAUUUUCUUUAGCAAACAUUAUGGACAAAUUCCGCUCUGCUGAGCUAAACUGUUUCACUAGUAAUGAAUUGGAUGGUCUUAUAUGUGCAUUAUUUGCAGAUACACCCUUAAGAGAACAAAGUUUACAAGAGAUUAGACGUGGGCAUUCUGUCCAGAAAACUUAA